AUGGCGACGAAGACGAAAACAAUCUCCCCCUCCUCCUCCACUUUCUCUCUCUACAUCUCCCUCCUCGCUCUCCUCUCCACCGCCUCCGCCUUCUCUCCCGUCGAUCACUACCUCAUCAACUGCGGCUCACGCGCCGCCGAAACAUCGGAUCCCGACCACCGAGUCUUCGCCGGCGACGACUCCCGAUUCCUCACCUCAACCCGCACCGUACAGCUCGAGACCACCGAAUCUCCGCCGCCUUUCUCCUCCCCGCUCUACCACACCGCUAGGGCAUUCGAGCACCCCGCGCACUACGCGUUCCCGGUCAGAGAUCGCGGGACCCACCACCUGGUGCGCCUCCAUUUUUACCCGCUCCAGAAUAAUUACAACAAUUUAUUCGCAGCUGAAUUUCACGUCGUCGCCAAUGGAUUUCUGCUGCUCCGCAACUACCGCAUCCCGGAAACCUACAAUUUCCCCGUCGUUAAGGAAUUCGUGAUCCCGGCUGCUUCCGACGAGCUGCAAAUUACGUUUAUACCCUCGGAGAAAUCGAAUUUCGGCUUCGUGAACGCGAUUGAAGUAAUUUCCGCUCCGAAUGAUUUAAUUGCCGAUGUAGCACAAUUUAUUGAUUUCGAAAAAAAUGAGAGAAUUCUAGGGUUACUGAGAAAUGGUUUCGAAACUGUGCACAGACUGAACGUCGGAGGGUUCAAAGUGACGCCGUUCAACGAUUCCUUGUGGAGGACUUGGCUCACAGAUGAUGACUACCUGGUAUCGAACGACGGCUCCCAAAAAACGCAUUUCGGAGGUCGAAUCAGCUACCAGAUGGGCGGGGCAAGCCGAGAAGUGGGGCCCGAUAACGUAUACAGCACAGCCAGACUGAUAAAGAGCUCCGAUAAUUCGAUCCCCAAUGUGAACAUGACAUGGUCCUUCCAAGUGGACAAGGGUUAUAGAUACAUGAUCCGUAUGCAUUUCUGCGAUAUAGCAAGUGUAGCUUCGAAUAUGCUUUACUUCAACGUCUACUUGAACGGGAACUUAGCGUACGGAAAUUUGGAUUUAUCGGAUGUCACGAAUAGUCUUUUGGCCUCGCCGUUCUACGCUGAUUUUGUCGUGGACGAGGAAAGUUCCGGAAGUCUGGUUGUGAGCGUGGGCCCCUCGAAUAUGAGCUUGCCACAAGCAGUCGAUGCGAUCGUCAAUGGGAUUGAGAUAUGGAAGUUGAAUAACUCGAUGGGUAGUUUUGAUGGAAAUGUUUGUGCUGGUUAUGUGUGGAGAAAUUGGAGAAGAGGGCAUACGGGUGUUUUGGUGCCUCUCGUUGCUGUAAUAUUCUUGUUAGUUUCGUUGUCGGUGUUUUUCCAGAGGAGGAGGAGUAGUGGUGUGGUGGCGUGGUCGAGGUUGCCUGUGGAUGUUUCCGAAGCGAAUUUGAAGUGCGGCAAUCAAAUGUCGUCGAUGAAAGGUUAA
Molecule: messenger RNA, 1431 nt
Organism: Erythranthe guttata (spotted monkey flower)
Lineage: Eukaryota; Viridiplantae; Streptophyta; Magnoliopsida; Lamiales; Phrymaceae
Product: receptor-like kinase
Biological process (GO): protein phosphorylation
Molecular function (GO): transmembrane receptor protein tyrosine kinase activity
Source: RefSeq, a predicted model, not a curated record